Sebastes umbrosus (honeycomb rockfish) is the source of this 2754-nucleotide messenger RNA. It is a transcript of the gene nt5c3a, whose product is annotated as 5'-nucleotidase, cytosolic IIIA. Gene Ontology annotation, molecular function: magnesium ion binding; 5'-nucleotidase activity. The coding region runs from base 185 to 1180 and encodes 331 amino acids. The transcript has 9 exons. Gene Ontology annotation, cellular component: cytoplasm. The record is from RefSeq and is a predicted model, not a curated record. NCBI's taxonomy places the organism in Eukaryota, Metazoa, Chordata, Actinopteri, Perciformes, Sebastidae.
UUUAUUUUGAAAUUAACAGUGAAAGAGGGGACUAGUAUCGGGCAGGGAACGCUUCUGAAGCAGACAUAAAGAGUUUUAAAAAAAGCUUUUAAAGAAAAUACACAAAAAGGGCUCCUAGGUCAGGAAUAACAAGGACGUUGACUCUACGGUCGGUUGGAGGACUAACAGCACCAGCGGAGCCUUCAUGGACCGGACGGCCGUGGUGAAGGUCGGGGCCGCGGCCAGCGCCAGCGUCUGCGUGCUGUUCGGCGGCGUGGUUUUGGCCCAGUACAUCGUCGCCAAGAAGAAGCGAGCAGGCAAGAAAACCCGGAUCAUAGAGAUGAUGCCUCAGUUUGAGAAGAAUACAGUCCACAUGAGGGACCCUGAGAGGGUGGAGCAGAUCAUCUGUGGCCUCAUCAAAGGAGGAGCCUCCAAACUACAGAUCAUCACAGACUUCGACAUGACGUUAAGCAAGUUCGCUGUCAACGGCAAACGCUGUCCGUCAUGUCACCAUAUUAUUGAAAACUGCAAUCUGAUAGCAGAGGAUUGCAAAGAGAAGCUGCUGCAGCUGAAGAAUAAAUAUUAUCCCAUCGAGAUCGACUCUAAUCUCACCAUGGAGGAGAAAUUCCCAUUUAUGGUGGAGUGGUAUUUCAAGUCUCACACACUACUUGUGGAGUCGCGGAUAGAGAAGGACAAACUGACAGAGGUGGUGAGAGAGUCUUGCGCUGUCCUCAAGGAUGGCUAUUUGCAGUUCUUUGAAAACCUGCAGCAGCACGAUGUCCCUGUCUUCAUCUUCUCUGCUGGCCUGGGUGACAUCCUGGAGGAAGUCAUCCGCCAAGCCGACGUCUACUACCCCAACGUCAAGGUCGUGUCCAACUUCAUGGACUUCGACGAAAACGGCGUCCUGAAGGGUUUCAAAGGCGAGCUGAUCCACGUGUUCAACAAACACGACGGCGCCCUGCGGAACACGGAGUACUUCAAACAGGUGAAGGAAAACUCCAACAUCAUCCUGAUGGGUGACUCACUGGGGGACCUCACCAUGGCCGACGGCGCGCCCAACGUGGAGAACAUCCUCAAGAUCGGCUACCUCAACGAAAAGGUUGAUGAGCUGCUGGACAAAUAUCUGGACUCGUAUGACAUCGUCCUGGUGAGGGACGACACUCUGGAAGUGCCCAACGCCAUCCUCCAGAAGGUUCUAUAACUCCACCCCCCAAGUCCACUCCUCUCCUCCCAUCAGCCUCUUCCAGCCUUGGGCCUGUCAGACUUCUAACACCAAACUAAAUCUGUGUCACUGGUCCAACACCUCCACUAUCUCUGGAUCAUUUUCCAACUCUGUACCUCCCCACCCCUCUCCCCACCUUCACCCUUUAAAAGCCUUUUUAAAAGACAUUUUACAUCUCCUGAAUGAACUGUUUUAAAAGUCCACACAGCAGCAGCAGCCUGUCUCUGGUGUGUUUUGUCUGUUUGUAUUGUUUCUGAUGUUCUCUCAAAGUUGUUUUAUGAUAAAAGAAUAACCAAAAGUGAGAUAAAAAAAAACUCACUCCAUCUUUAUAAUUUGCACAUUAUUGUUACCAUUGUUGUUUUUGAAAUAUGGUAAUAAUUGUAUGCCAGAAAGCAUUUCCCACAGACUGACACAGUGUUUUCUUUGAACAUGUUUGUCAAGACCUGGUCAGGCUGCGACAGUGAGCCGUUGUUAUACAUAAAACAUGCAACUGCAAAACCUACGUUGGAGCUUUUGCAGAUCAUGGAAGUAAUUGAGUGCAUAAAAGACCUGGGAAAAUGUAAUUCCUAGUAAAACAUAUUAAUGCUGUUGCUAGCAGUGAUAUAGAGACCACUGAAACUCGUUUUAGGGAGGAGGAAGGAUUCAGAUUGUCAACAUGAAACUAAGAUGACGAGAAGAAACGCACUUUAUAUUCUGUGUAUGGCGGAAUCAGCCUGUGCAUGAACAUACUGUGACAGUAAUUUAGAUUUGUGGAUGUAGGAGCACGUUCUCGCACAGAAAAGCCAUGUUUACAUAAGCUUUUUUUUUUUUCAUUUGGCAUCAUAUUAACGCAGAGGAAGAAGCAACUCUUUACUCUUGAAACAUUCAUGGCAUUUUGUGAACUUCUCCAUGCCAGUGUUGAAGGUUAAAGAGGUAUUGAGUAAUACUAAAGAUGACCUCUUGUGGUCAUCAGCAGGAAUUACAACAGUAAAACCUCCUUGAACCAAAUACAAGGUGCUGCAAAAUUACAAUAUUACAAUAUAUCUACUAGUAUAUAAUAUAAGUAUAGUUUGCCUGUUGUUCAAUAAAAAUCCAGCAUAAGACCUAUUUAAUUUCAUCACCUUUUCAUUCUGUGGUUAAAUGUUGAGCACUACCUCUAACACAUUCAUCUUAGUGUUUUUUUUGGGAGGUUCAAAGUUAAAAUGUCACUGUCUCCCCUUUGUCUCGACAAGUUGUGUUUAAUGUUCUCUUUGUCUUUUAAAUGUGCUGCUAUCGCCUGCAUGUUGCCUUUUCUGAUCGGUAAGUUUAUGUAAAAGAAACGGGAGACUAAAAUACAUAAAUAUAUAUAUAUCAAUAAAACGGGGAAUAAUGUCAUACUGUAUAUGUGGCCAUUAUAUGGAAAUGUAUAUUGUUUUAUUGCAUUUGGAGAGAUCUCCUAAAGUAUAGACAGGUGUGUUGUAUUUUUAUAAACAGAUGGCUUUCUCUUUUUUUUUGAUGGUGUGAUUUGAAAAUGCAAUAAAAUGUCAUUUUUUUGUGAGCCUUGUCUGGAUCACAGAAAUUUGGACUAACAUGAA